AUGCGCUGGAGCACAGUCACAUUCGCUGGCCUCUUGGCCACGGUGCAUGCCGCACCAAGAUUGCUUGACCAGGCUACUCAAAAUGUCCAAAAUGAGCCGCAAGAGAAAGCUGCUGAUGCGGUGGCCAAUGGCUUAUACGCGCGCACGCACAAAUGGGGGAAUGCGAAGUUCGCACAACACUGGAACGCCCAGGGAACAGGAGCUCCAAUGACAAUGCCGACCAUGGCACCGGGAUGUCCUACUGCCAGUGUCGUCGUUUCAACUACCACGGUCGAUGUGACUGUCUAUGUUACUCCCGCAGCAAACACCACUGAGCCGUGUCCGGAAGAGACACCCGCACCGACUACGUCGGAGCCAUGUCCUGAGGAGACGACUACCGAGCCGUGUCCGGAAGAGACAGGAAAAUGGAACAGUACCAUGCCUGCUAGCACGACUGAGCCGUGCCCCGAGACGACGGGCUGGAAUACCACGACGCCUACGACUUCGGAGCCGUGCGAAUCGACGGGCUGGAUGAACUCGACUGUUCCUCUAACUACUGGGCCGAAGAGCACCACGGUGAUUCAUAUGACCAAGAACAUGACCAUGACGUCGGAGCCGUGUCCUGAGGAAACGCCUACUACCACCGAGCCAUGUGAGGAGACGUGGACGUCUACACAUGCAACCACUCGAACCGUGCAGGUUACGCCCUUCACCACCGCAUCGUCAACGUCCUGCGUAAUUGAUACGUCCAUGACUCCCGUGACAAAAUCAUCCAUGACCAGCACACCGACCGCUGUGCAGACGCCAACACAGACAAUCUGCGAGCAUGACAAGCCCACUGGCUCGCCGAGAGGGGACUCUUCAUACUGCGGGAUCAAGGGCCAACCGGCGGGGACGUACUUUAUCGCUGAGUUUAUCGAGGAGAGGUCGGGUGUGGCCGUCACAGAGGAGGGAUGCUACCAGUUUUGCGAUUCCGUAAUGGAAGACACAAAGGGGUGUCAGUCGUAUCGCUUCUAUAAGAACGAACUGGGAGCCCCGCGCUGCGAUCUCUACGGCAUGACGGUAAGCCAUGUCGUUAGGGAUCUGGAUAAUAACCAGCCUGGUAGGUGGUAUGACUUAUCUUGUGGUUCGCCCACGGGACAGAAGUGGCAUGAGAGUAUGCCGCAGCAUGAGAAGAUGGAUGCCGCUGCUGGUGCUAAGAGUGAGAAGCCGGGGUUGUUGAACUUGAAGCUUGGGCCUUUGAGUUUGGGUUUGUAA
Molecule: messenger RNA, 1236 nt
Organism: Pochonia chlamydosporia 170
Lineage: Eukaryota; Fungi; Ascomycota; Sordariomycetes; Hypocreales; Clavicipitaceae
Exons: 3
Coding region: 1-1236 (411 amino acids)
Source: RefSeq, a predicted model, not a curated record